Phyllopteryx taeniolatus (common seadragon) is the source of this 1102-nucleotide messenger RNA. Its product is annotated as protein GVQW3-like. The transcript is spliced from 2 exons. The coding region runs from base 1 to 594 and encodes 197 amino acids. The record is from RefSeq and is a predicted model, not a curated record. Gene Ontology annotation, molecular function: nucleic acid binding. NCBI's taxonomy places the organism in Eukaryota, Metazoa, Chordata, Actinopteri, Syngnathiformes, Syngnathidae.
AUGGCGUCCGUGCAGUUCCUUGGCUGGUUUCGCCGCUGCUAUUGUGUAACACACUGCUGUCGCAACACUGGUGGGAGCACCAACACGGAGCAAAGAAUUCACUUGAAGUUCCUGGUUAAGUUGGGUAAGGGCCCGACCGAGUGCGUCAAGCUCCUCCGAGAGGCGUACGGAGAGGACUCCAUGUCACGGCCGCGUGUCUUCGAGUGGCACAUGCGCUUCAAGGGAGGCCGCGAGCAGGUGGAAGACAACCCCAAGUCGGUGCGGCCUUCUACGACAAGGACAGCGGAGAACAUUGACAGGGUGAGGCAGCUGAUGCGGAGCGAUUGCGCGUUGACGGUGCGGACCAUCGCGGAAGAGCUGGGCAUCAACCGGGAGUCUCUGCGGACCAUGCUGGCUCAUGAGCUGAGGAUGCGCACGGUGUGCGCCAAGUGUUCGUCGGACGAGCAGAAGGCGCGCCGUGUUAGCGUUUGUCGAGACUUGCUGGAGAAGAUCCAGGAUGAACCAGAGUUCCUGGGCCGGAUUGUCACUGGAUAUGAAACAUGGCUCUUCCAGUAUGACCCGGAAACUAAAAGACCAAGAGUCACCCAGACCUAAAAAGGUGCAUGUGUCCAAACCAAAGAUCAAGGUGAUGCUGAUGGUGUUCUUCGAUCAGAAGGGCAUGGUCCAUCAUGAGUUUCUUCCCCGUCAGUCAGCACUUCUACCAACAGGUCUCUCCACUGGCUCCUCAACUGGAUCAGGUGCAGCAGACGAGCUCCUUGGCUGCUCUACUGCGACGCCGCGCUCGGUAUUGCGAAGCAGUCCUCGACCGACCAACACAUUGCCACUCUCAAGUACCUGCCGUAUUCGCCAGAUCUCGCUCCGUGCGACUUCUGGCUCUUCCCCAGGCUGACUGUCGUGCUCAAAGGAAGUCAUUUCUCCAACCCAGAAGAGCUGAAGGCCGCCGUGACCAGGGAACUGAGGGACCUCCACGAGAAGGACUUUGCCGACUGCUUCCGUGGCUUGCAGAAGCAAAUGUAGAAGUGCAUUAACUCUCGGGGUGACUACAUUGAUCAAUGAUUGUGAGUCUUGUCUUUUAUUUAAAUAAAGCAAGCAGCCAGCUGCA